Molecule: messenger RNA, 2217 nt
Organism: Clonostachys rhizophaga
Lineage: Eukaryota; Fungi; Ascomycota; Sordariomycetes; Hypocreales; Bionectriaceae
Source: the annotation of a GenBank genome assembly
AUGUCGGACCCUGGGCAUGAUCCAGUCCGUGAGCCACGACCCAAGCGAAUCAAGAUCGACGUGGCAUGCGAUACAUGCCGCACCAGAAAAGUGAAGUGCGAUGGCAUACGUCCUUCUUGCGGAAACUGUGCAAGAAAGCUGGCCCUGCAAGGGACAUGUAAAUACAGUCAAUCUACAACCUCAUCCGGCCCUAAGCCCAUCGCAGAUUCCCGACAAGCUGAACCGGGAUCCGAAUCUCAAGAGUCUUUUAUCACACCCAGCAGACCUAGCUUCAGGGCGUUUGCAGGUUCAAAUCGAGGUGGACGUGCUGGACCAACCCAGCCCGUUGCAGUCGAGACCCCGAGGAGAGCUUCUCUAGCUCGCCAGGCUCAAGCCUCUGACCCGGGUGAUAAUAGUUCUCCUCGAGCGCUUUCGACAGGUAGCCGAGCACCAGCUUCAGUACACACCCACAGCCCUUCUGUUAUUGACUCCAUGACCGCCGUUGUGGACGAGGGAACUACCACUCGGGAGUAUUUUGGUAGCAGCAGCGCUGGCUCUUUCGCGACUCAGAUUAAAAAAGCAAUCGAUGCCCGCUUGGGCCACAGAGUCUCCCUCCCUCCCAACCAGGCACCCCCUUUGCCGACUUACAAAGGAGCUGCGCCCACUCCGCAAAAUACAAUAAAUGAUGCCUACAAGGUAUUGCCAACACGCAGGCAGGCAGACCACUUAUUAGGGGUGUACUGGCUGUAUGUUGAUCCACUCUACCCAUUCUUGGACAAAGCCAGAUGGGAGAAAUCAUAUCGUGCCAUCUUCGACGGUGUAGCUACAGAGAUUGAUGAGCAGAUAUUUCUCGCGUCCUUAAAUGUAAUAUUUGCUCUCUCAUCUCAGCUCAUUGAGUCUCAGGACCCGGAUCAGAGAGAGGAAUCCAGCAGGGUAUACUUUGACCGGGCACAAGGGCUGCUACCUCUGAAUACUUGGGAACCGGCAUCCAUCGAGCUUCUACAGUAUUUGCUUCUGACGAGCCAGUAUCUACAGAGCACUGAGCGUCCACAUCAAACAUGGAUGGUUGUGGGCUCAGCUGUUCGUAUCGCACAGGGAAUCGGCUUGCAUUUGAGUGAGACUUCCGCAGAGCAUUCUGAUCCGAAGGAACGUGAAUUACUCCGGAGGAUAUGGUAUGGCUGUGUAUUGAUGGACCGUAUGGUUUCAGUCACACAUGGAAGGCCGGCAAUGAUCUCUACCUAUGUUGCAUCCACUGUGCCCCUACCCAAUACGCCCAUAGACCGACCCGAGGCCGUCACCGGUGUUCUUGAUUCAUCUUCAACAGAUGCCACGUUCUUUGUCAAAUCUGUCCAGCUAUAUGAACUUAUCCACCGCACCAUCCAGUCUCUUUAUUAUGGAGCGCGAUGUAAAAGUGUACUUGCAUCUAACAACGAAGGUGACUCAGGCAGCGCGAAUCACAGCAAGACAGACUUGGGAAUGGUCAUGCAGUUUGACGCUGAACUGGACAAGUGGGAUCGUGGCUUGCCGGCGCAGCUCAGAUGGACAUACUCUCAACCCCGCGAUCAAAUUACCCAACGACAGGCUGUUGUCUUGCAUAUCCGAUUCCUCCAUGCACGCAUUCUUCUCCUUCGCCCUGUUCUUGCGUCUUUCUGCUUGUCAGCCCAGGGAGGUGAGCUGGGGAAAAGUGCAGAUUCUCUCGAAGUUCGGACUUUGAAGGAAUGUGCAAUAAUGUGCGUUUCGACAGCACAGAAAAUAAUUUCAGUAUUGCUCAAAUAUCAGGCAAUCGAUGAAUCGAUUGGAUAUCUACCGGCAUGGUGGUAUCGUGUGUAUUAUGUUUACACGGCCGCAACCGUACUGAUCGCCGCCAAGUUACGGCCCGAGGUCCUCCCUGAACCAGACUUCAACCAAACAUGGGGGGAAGCCAUGUCAAUUCUCAGAGAUCAUGAAAGGUUUGGCCAAUCUGCCAGGAGGUGCGGGACAGCGCUUCAAUUGCUUUCUGCCAAGAUCCAGCAACCCGAGGCCACUAGACCAAGGACACAAGCGGUCGAGACGAAUACCAACCAACAGUCAUUACAAACUCUUGGCCAAGUAACGGGGCCACAGAUGGAAGAGGACUUUUCCUUCGGCGGUGGAGAUUUAAAUCAAAUGGGGUUGCAGUAUCUUGACUUUGAUGUGAAUAAUCUGACCUGGCUGAAUGACAUGCAAGCGGCUUGGGAGCUUCUCAAUUAUGAAGGUUGA